This is a messenger RNA of Opisthorchis viverrini, 327 nucleotides long. RefSeq lists its product as hypothetical. Bases 1 to 327 code for a protein of 108 amino acids. The transcript is spliced from 2 exons. The record is from RefSeq and is a predicted model, not a curated record. Lineage: Eukaryota; Metazoa; Platyhelminthes; Trematoda; Opisthorchiida; Opisthorchiidae.
AUGUCACAGUCUGGCACAAAAGGAUGGCGUGCUCCCGUUCGACUCCACUGCCACACUAUUUUUGAUGUGGAAAUUUUUAAGCAAACGGAAACUAAAGGCGCCCCAGACAAUCACGUUACACGUUCUGAAACUCGCCAACCAAAAGUUUCGCUUGCUGAGGAUCCAUGUUAUGAAUAUGCAGCACAGGUUUUUUUACAUACUAUCACUGGCCUGCGGAUUCAGUCUGUCGUACAAAUACAUCAAAUGACAUUCAACGCACCAGAGGAGUGCGUUGCCGGACUUGAGGAGUGGCUCAUGAAUCAAAUGACGUUUCAUUCUGACGAGUGA